This is a messenger RNA of Kwoniella botswanensis, 5100 nucleotides long. RefSeq lists its product as uncharacterized. The record is from RefSeq and is a predicted model, not a curated record. Gene Ontology annotation, biological process: protein phosphorylation. NCBI's taxonomy places the organism in Eukaryota, Fungi, Basidiomycota, Tremellomycetes, Tremellales, Cryptococcaceae. Gene Ontology annotation, molecular function: protein kinase activity; protein binding; ATP binding. The transcript is spliced from 8 exons. The coding region runs from base 1 to 5100 and encodes 1699 amino acids.
AUGAUUGCUACCGCUCAAAAACAAUUACCACCUCAUCUCCUCCAUCCGUUCCCUACCACCAGCAUCAUGCCGCAACAGCAACCGCAUGCCUCUUCCUCCAGAGGGGCACCGCCUCCCCCGAUACAGACUGGUGGAAGAGGGAUCAAAGGUUUCUUUUCUCGAACGAAAACUAUGUCACCUGAACCACCUGAAUUACCUGCUUCCCGAUCAAGGUUGAGAUCCUUCAUCAAUGAUACGGCGAGAGCAAGGACCUCUUCGAAACCACAAGCAAUAACUACUCAAGGAAGAACAGGUGUGAGGACUGGAGUCGGUAGAGAUGGGGCGGCUAAAACAGGUCAGAGGACGCUGUGUUCAGAAGUCACAUUAGGUCGCCAACGUUUGGAGAAGGAGCUGGGGAGGGUUAGACCUGUGACACCCACCGAGAGGACACAGCGGCAGAUCAGGUUCAAUCCUACAGCUCUACCAGCUAUGCAGAAAGGAGACGAUGGGAAAUGGCAACCACCAUCAUUGUCAAGAGGUUCAAUGUCAACAUCAGCUCUUGCGACUUUAGUACAGGAUGAAGAUGAUGACAAGACGGCUAGGAAAGGCGGAGAGGAAAGAGCUAGGAAAGAUCAUAAGCACACGUUAUCCAACCUUUUCCAAUCGACUACACGUCAUAAAUCUACAUCAGUAGCUGUUCCGAUAAGGCGACAACCUACGGAUGACCAUAAGACUAUCAAAGCUACUGCGAGGGAUCGCACAAACGACGUUGGACCGGUGUCCACACCCCAAAUUCACAGACCUUCACCAGCAGAUAGUAGUGGGACUUGGCAGCAGAUCUCCCCGCUUCAAACCCCUUCUCGUCAAUCAGUCAUUCGACCGAAUCCCGACAACACCACUAUUAAGGCUCUUCCCCAGUCGAAAUCACCGGUAGAACCUAAAAGACCCACUCAUACUGUCCCGCUACCCCCUACGCCUAUCAGCGCACCUUCUAUGCAACAAUCCAAAUCCGACCCAAUCAGGCAAACUCACACUACCUCUACGAGUCCAACAACUUCUUCCAACUCAAUGCCUCCGCCUCCUGUGCCUACACACGCCCGACAUGACUCCUCGCCAACUUCCAUCUUAUCACACGAACAUUACUUAUUGCGCCUGUCGACUACCUUUAUCGUCAAAUCCCUCACACCUAUCGUCAAAGGGUCAGCUUUCGUGCAGAAUGAUAAGAAUAUAGAGAUGAGGCGAAUAGCAGAUGAUACGUUGACAGCUUUGGCUAGGAUGGAAAAGGCCUGGGGAGCGGAUUGGGUCAGAGCAGCAAAUACCUUGGCCAGUACCCCAUCUUCCACUACGAUCUCGGAGAGUCCAGCGAUCGGAUCUACGGAAGCCAAGGUCAGACUGGUGUAUGUGGGGGAUAGAGCUAAAGAGAGGGAAAGGAAAGCUUGGGUAGAAGCGAUGAAGGAUGGUAUUUUGCUCUGCUUUCUGCUCAAUCACCUCUUCCCUGCUCAACCCUCCCAUAUACCACGCUUGAACGUCACAGAAGAUGGAAUACUCCGAGCUACCAAUCUCACACGGUUCAUCACAGCUUGCCAGACUGUAGGAUUGCCAGAUACUGAUAUCUUCGGCUUGGCGGAUCUGCAAGAGGGUUCCGAAUCGAGUAUAGGUCGAGUUGCACAGACUGUGAUCGCUCUAGCAAGACUCGCUGGACCUCCUGCGGCAGGAAUUUCUCGCGCCAAAUCACCCAACAACUCCAGACCCGGAUCAAGAAGCAAUAGUCGACCUCCUUCGCGAGCUGCUGCAACUUCCACUUCACCGCCUCGCAGUCCGUCUACUAGUCCUCGACGAACUUCAGUUGAGUUGUCCUCCCCAUCCAAGCGGUUGUCAAUUGACAAGAAUAUUGUUUCGCCAAAACCUUUUCCCAACGGGAUCAACAUGGAUCGACAAGGCUCGAAUGAAAGUCAGAAUGAGCUACACACCAAAUUGCAGAUUGCGACGGACGCAAAGGCUGCUGUAGAGUUGGAUGAUCCUUCAUCAUUCAAGACACCAACCACUUCGACCUUUGCUCUGCCACCUACAUCAUCCGAACCACCAGCUAUCAAACGCACACCGCUAUCACGAGCGUCAACGCAGCCAAACGUAUCACCUAUCAGACCGAAAUCACCCACCUCUUCCCCCUCUUCUCGAAGUAUCACUCCUGUCACCCGAACGGGCAAUCUUCAGAUCCGACCAUCCCUUCGACCCAGAAAUACAACAUGCUCUCGCGUAUCCGUUUCUUUCGCCGACAACGAACCUUCUUCACCUCGCAGCGAAAAUGCACCUCAAAGUCCGCUUCCGCUGAUCUCCCAUUCCAGAGAGAGAACCCCAAGUUUGAUCAGUGCUGGUUCAAGAGUUACUUCUUCAAAUUACAGUCGUUCAAGCGCUGCAUAUUCCGUCGCUACCGUCCUAGGAGGUGAUCAUGCGAAUGCUAUCGACUUGACUGAAGAUAUCGAAGAUGAAGCAAUGAUGCAUCAACUACGAGAACGUAGAGCUAGUGAGAAGAAGUUACAAGAGGCUAGGCACAAGAUCAUAGGUACGCUAUUAAGCAGCGAGGACCUACCUGAAGAUCUAAGGAGAGCAGUGAAAGAUAGUCCGGAAAGCCUAGGUCGAGCAAGUGAAGAAGCUAGAAACACAGCUCUCUCCGAUUCACUAGCUGCGUUAGAGGGGAACAAGACUGCCGCUAAUCUCCCUACGAGAAUAGAAACUAGUCCAGGAAGAAGACCUUUAGCUCGAAGAGGGAUGAGUAUCGAGAUUAGUCGACCGAAUGUGAACAGGGUGCUAGAAGAGGAGGAAGUCAGCUCGAAUGGUACUUCGGUAGCUAUGCCUAAUGAUGGAUCACGUCCUUCUGCCUUACGAAGGCUUAGCUCAAACGGCAAAGUCUAUGUGCCCAAACGAUCUGCCUCUCCCGCGUCCAACCUUACCAGUCCUACCGGUACUGCUUUCCCCACUUCGCCAUCGGUACCCAACCCUUCUUACAUGAGCCGAACCACCUCUCUCAAUACGUAUCAGCCUGCUGUAAGCUCAGAGCAGUCCCGUCCAACGGACAAAGCGGAACGUAGACAGUCGGAUGGAUAUCCCCGAAGCAAGCUCCAUCAACAUGGAAGAGAUAUAGCAGUCUCCACUGAGGAAUCAUCCAGACCUUUGCAGAUUCGUAUCAACAGUAUGGUCAACCUACCUGUUUCGGGAAUGGAGAGAUCACCGUCGCUUUACAGGGAGCAUUCGGGUCAGAGUGCGGUGAGAGCCAGCCAAUCUCUUCAGGUGUUGGAAUCUAGAGAGCCUGGAUGUCCAGUUGUCAAAUAUCAACUUGGUAACUGUAUCGGUCGAGGUCAAUUCGGUUCUGUCUAUCGUUCACUGAAUCUUAGUACUGGUCAGAUGGUGGCUAUAAAGCGGAUCAGACUUCAUGGAAUGAGGGAAGAUGAAGUCACAGACGUGAUGAAAGAAGUGGAAUUGCUCAAACGACUAUCGCACCCUAGUAUCGUAAAGUACGAGGGGAUGUCAAGGGAUGAGGAGUACCUGAACAUCGUGCUUGAAUUUGUCGAGAACGGAUCUCUUGGUCAAACACUAAAGUCUUUCGGUAAUUUCAACGAACGAUUAGUCUCAUCGUAUGUAGCGAAGACCUUGGAAGGAUUGGAUUACCUUCACUCUCAAGGUGUUGUACAUUGCGAUUUGAAAGCUGCCAAUAUCCUCUCAACGAAGAACGGCAAUGUCAAACUGUCAGAUUUCGGUGUUUCGCUCAAUAUGAAAGCUGUAGAGAACAUUAAGCAGGAUGCGAAGACUGCUGGGAAAGAGGGAGGAAAGAAGAGAGUAUCGGAAGUUGCAGGUACACCGAACUGGAUGGCCCCUGAAGUCAUAUCACUCGCUGGUGCCUCCUUUGCCUCGGAUAUAUGGUCCCUUGGAUGCACAGUCAUUGAGUUGUUAACUGGUAAACCCCCUUACUCCGAGAUCACCAAUAGUAUGACGGUCCUUUUCCGAAUUGUAGAGGAUGAAAUGCCACCACUGCCUGAAGGUAUAUCAGAUGCUUUGGUGGACUUCCUUAAAUUGUGCUUUAUCAAAGAUCCCAAUGCUCGGCCUCCCGCUGUAAUGCUAUUUGAACACCCUUGGGUCAAGGGACUGAUUCCAGAACUACAGGCACUUCGGCCUCAAGAUAGUGUUCCAUUUCUACGACGAGUCAGUAUGGAUCUUCGACGCGUAGACAGUCAGAGGCUGUUCGACAAUGGUAAUCUCAGUCCUUCUCUGGAUGGUGCUCCGGAUGGUAGACCACACAGACAUAGUAUGGCAAGUUCUCAUGCUAGAGAUGGCAGUGGGUCGGAUAAAAGUCAUGUGCUCGUCAAGACUUCUUUCGGUAAAGCCAUCCCAUGUCGAGUCUGUCUGAUCGACGUCAAGAAAAGUGGUGUUCUAUGCCAAGAUUGUGGCUUGAUUGCUCACACCUCCUGCGCAUCAAAGGCUUCACCCCGAUGUGACAUACACGAACAACUCGCCUUGUUCACUCGUCAACAGGAAAUCCUCCAAUCCCUAUCACCACCCAGGAUCGCAUCGCCUCAGCCCAGUUUCAGUUUCGAGAAUCGCGAAGGAGGAACCCCAUUGACGGCUUUACCAGCUAAACUUUUGAAUGGGAUUAUAAGAUCGAAGUCCCGAGGUGGAUUACAUUCCGCAGGGACGUCAAGUCCAUCACAGCUCGAUUUGAAUGCGAUCGGUGGUGAGACCAGACGUAAAGCUGGUAUGUACGGGAAUGGAUUCAUCAGUAGACCAAGUCUGGAUUCCCAUCAACAGCAACUGCCAUCAUCGAGGUCCACGAGUUUCAACCUACAAGACCAUCAUCGAUCUUCGAUGUAUAGUAAUAUGACGGAAUAUGAUAAUGAUUUAAACGAAGCUAGGAGGAGAAGUGGUGUACAUUUCGAACUUGGUGAAUCCAUACCUGGUGCUAUGCCAUUCCCUUAUAACCAUGCCAAUGGCGCAGGGGCACCGGUCGAGUUGACUGCUGAGAAUUUGGCAUUAGUAGGACAGAUGAAUAAUAUUUUGGAAAAUUCUUCCAGAACGGGAGGGGGACAUGUAAGAUCGAGAGAAAGUAAGAGUGACUGUUGCAUACAGUGA